Penicillium manginii is the source of this 417-nucleotide messenger RNA. RefSeq lists its product as uncharacterized. NCBI's taxonomy places the organism in Eukaryota, Fungi, Ascomycota, Eurotiomycetes, Eurotiales, Aspergillaceae. Bases 1 to 417 code for a protein of 138 amino acids. The transcript has a single exon. The record is from RefSeq and is a predicted model, not a curated record.
AUGCAACCUAAAGAUGACGAUUUUCUCAUGGUAUGUCCUAUCAUUACCGUCCAGGAGGGAGACAUUCUUGGGGUAUUUGCUGGAGAAGUACGGUACUCCUCUGAUUGCAACCCUGUCUACGGUAUACCUGGUCCUGAAGAAAAUCUUUGGUUGGACUAUUCCAUGGUGACGGGAGCACUCAACUUUAUGAAGGUAUCAGCCCCUGGAGGUGACUCUAACGUUCGUCUUCAGUGGGAUCUCAUCGAUGAACACAACGAAGGAAAGGUACAUCUCAUGUGGAGAGUCUCGGUUAUUGCUUCUCGUGCAAUCCAGCCAUUUGAAGAAUUUAUUCGCGUUGCUCCUCACAAAGUACAAUAUCUUCUGCAUCAGAAGCGAGCAUGCGCCAGGCGAGGAUAUACAAAGACUCGAAAUUCCUGA